Messenger RNA from Eimeria acervulina, 118 nucleotides. RefSeq lists its product as hypothetical. The transcript has a single exon. The annotation marks the transcript as partial. NCBI's taxonomy places the organism in Eukaryota, Apicomplexa, Conoidasida, Eucoccidiorida, Eimeriidae. The record is from RefSeq and is a predicted model, not a curated record.
AUGAAACGGAAGGCACGGCACCUACCAGCAUUUGCCAUAGAGAGAAUCCCUGGACCGAUGUGUUUCAGCUCGAAGUUCUCGUCGUUGAAAGAUGGCACGGGGGAUGUGUCUGCGCCGG